GCGCCUGCGGAGCCCGCGGUGUGCGGCAGGGGCGGGGCGGCGCAGGCGCGGGGCAGCGGCCGGAGCCGAGGUAAUGUAAGCAUUUUAGUUAGAUGAGAGAGAGGAAACAGGCAUGUCAGCUCUUUGUCCACCACCAUCUCCUGCAGUUGCUAAGACAGAGAUCUCUUUGAAUGGCGAGUCACCAUUACUAGCUGCCACUUUUGCUUACUGGGACAAUAUUCUUGGCCCCCGAGUGCGGCACAUUUGGGCUCCAAAGACAGAACAGGUACUUCUCAGUGACGGUGAAAUAACUUUUCUUGCUAACCACACCCUAAAUGGAGAAAUACUUCGGAAUGCAGAAAGUGGUGCAAUAGAUGUGAAGUUCUUUGUUUUGGCCGAAAAAAGAGUAAUCAUUGUGUCAUUGAUCUUUGAUGGAAACUGGAACGGAGACAGAAGCACAUAUGGACUGUCAAUUAUACUUCCGCAAAGCGAACUUGGUUUCUACCUGCCCCUUCACAGAGUGUGUGUGGAUAGGUUAACACAUAUUAUAAGGAAAGGAAGGAUAUGGAUGCAUAAGGAGAGGCAAGAACAUUUCCAGAAGAUUGUCUUGGAAGGCACAGAAAGAAUGGAGGAUCAGGGUCAGAGCAUCAUUCCAAUGCUGACAGGAGAAGUCAUUCCUGUAAUGGAACUCCUUUCAUCUAUGAAAUCACACAGUGUUCCAGAAGAAAUUGAUAUAAGUGACACAGUGCUAAAUGAUGAUGACAUUGGGGAUAGUUGCCAUGAAGGCUUUCUCCUCAAUGCAAUUAGUUCACACCUGCAGACCUGUGGUUGCUCUGUAGUUGUAGGAAGCAGUGCAGAAAAAGUUAAUAAGAUUGUGAGAACGUUGUGCCUGUUUCUCACACCAUCUGAGCGGAAGUGUUCCAGACUCUGUAGAAGUGAGUCCUCUUUCAAAUAUGAGUCAGGACUUUUUGUUCAAGGCUUACUCAAAGAUGCAACAGGAAGCUUUGUGUUGCCCUUCCGUCAAGUAAUGUAUGCCCCAUACCCUACUACUCAUAUAGAUGUGGAUGUCAAUACAGUGAAGCAGAUGCCACCUUGUCAUGAACACAUCUAUAACCAACGACGAUACAUGAGAUCUGAACUGACAGCAUUUUGGAGAGCUAAUUCAGAUGAAGAAAUGUCUCAAGAUCAUAUUAUCCACACAGAUGAGAGUUUCACACCUGAUUUAAAUGUCUUUCAAGAUAUCGUGCAUAGAGAUACAUUAGUAAAAGCCUUCCUGGAUCAGAUUUUUCACCUGAAGCCUGGCUUGUCUCUAAGGAGUACUUUCCUUGCACAAUUUCUGCUAGUCCUUCACAGAAAAGCCUUAACUUUAAUAAAGUACAUAGAGGAUGACACGCAAAAAGGCAAAAAACCUUUUAAGUCUCUUCGUAGCUUAAAGAUAGAUCUUGACUUGACAGCAGAGGGCGAUCUUAACAUAAUAAUGGCUUUGGCUGAGAAGAUUAAACCAGGUCUACACUCCUUUAUCUUUGGGAGGCCGUUCUACACCAGUGUACAAGAACGCGACAUGCUUAUGACAUUUUAAAGUCUUCCCUGCAUCUGAUAUUGCAGUCCUGCAGAACACGAAAUCUGUCAGUGGCACCCCCAAACUGGUGACAAGCAUUGUCGACUGAGGGUAAAGCAUCAGGAGCGCAGUGACGUUGAGGUGUGUCUCAGGCAGUAAGGGUCUUGUUAGAGGGAAUUUCAGCUUAGCUAUAUAAGCAUGAUUUUAAUUAAUUGGUCUCUUCUGUGUGUUUUUUAAAUUGUAAAUGUUACCAGAGGUUACCAGAGAUUCCUUGGCCAUAUUGGCUUGGUGGAUAAAUGUGAUUAUGUUUUGGUGUAUGGUAAAAGGAAGCAUUUUAAUUUUUAUUCCCUAGAAACUUCGUUCAAGUGUGUGUCAGAUUUUCUAUGUCCUGCUGUGUCAGUAUUUUCAGUGUUCCCACAGAAAACAGUAUAUAUGUCCUCACUAACCUUGGAGGUUGCAGAAAAUGUUCCUUCCAAGAGUUUUUAAAACUGUUGUUCUUAUGUAUGUGGUGCAAAUCUUAAAUAUGACUUUUACUCUUCUGCCUCUUUUAACACUAUUGCCUUCUUCCUUUAGAGCAUUUAAACAUAUUUGCAGUUUUAAUAUACUACAAAGUGCUAUUUCUGAGUGCAGAUCAUUGAUUAUAUGCAGCUUAAAUAGCAGUGCAUUGCACGUGGGAAUUAGAUCAUUACUCAAGCAGCUUUGUGCAUGUAAGUGCCAGUCAGGAUACUCUUAUCAUGUCAUUCUGGACUGUCCUGCAGUGGAGUCAGUGAUCCUGGUCAGUAGUCAGCUGACUGAGGUCUUUCAAAACACAAAACAGAAAACUCGUGUCAUUCCACAGCAGUUGUCAGUCCUUCUGUGUGUAAACUGCUACUGGUAGUUGCACUGUCAGUUUCCAUGAGGCUCAUAGAAUCGUUUGGAAUGGAAAAGACCUUCAGGAUCAUUGGGUCCAACCAUUAACCCAGAGCUGCCAGGUCCACCUAUAAACCUUGUUCCUAAGUACUACAUCUAUACAUUUUUGGAACUCUUCCAGGGACAGUGAUUCCACCACUUUCUGGGCAGACUGUUCCAGUGCUUGACAAAAUAUUCAGAUUAAAGUAUUAGACCUUUCCAAAGAACAUAAAGGUGAUAGCUGAGAUAAAAGACAAAACAGUACUUUUUUUUCAUUUACAUGACCAUUAAUAUAUUUAAUAAUCCUUAAUUUAGAGAUGUGCGCGGCUAUGAACUGAUGUGAUUAGCAUUUUUGUAAGUUAACUCUAGUCAUUAAGCUUACCUAUCUUCUUAGUUCAGCUUAGCGUAUCUCCCACUUGGCUUGAAAAUCAAAACACAUUUUCUAUUGGUAUGUCUCAGCCUUUCACUCUCAGUAACGUAUUAGAGCAAUGCAGUGUCAGGUGAAUCCAGACUUUUUUUUUAACCGAGAAAUCAGAGAUAUAUCUGUAGUGCACAUUUUUGUACUCUGCUCUUUUUGGACAAGUUUAGGAAUUUCUUUAUGUCAUGUUUCAGCAUAAAGUCAUAACUCAGUCUUCACUGGAAAAGGGAAAGAUCUGCACUGACUGGAGAAGCCAUGGCUGCUUUGUUGCUUACCUUGUUUAAAGCUCUCCUUUGUAAAUAGGUUUCUAUUUUCAAGAUAGUGUUUUAGUAUUACCUUCAUGCGGUCUGACAGAAAAGUUAGAAGUUGGAGUCCCAUUUUUCCUGAAAUGUCUAAUACUCAGAUUUUAAAAGAAAUACUGUCCUUUAUUUAGAUGCCCAAAAUUCCAGUAUUUUUCCUGAAAGACAAAGAUCCUCUAUCAAAUGUUUAGAACCUCUAAAAGAUGUGAAAUUAAGCUCCAUCUGCACACCAUUUUUGUGAGUUUGCAUCAUCAGUAUUACCAGGUUGCAAAAGAACUGACAUUUUGUGCAGACAUCUUUUUGCUGUACAUGCAUGUAGAACUCUUGCAUUAACUUGGUGGUUCAUCAAAGGAACUUGUCAAUUACAUAAGUUACUUGUGCUGAGUUUGUCAUUCUACCACUGCUGUUCCCUUCUGUGUUUUUAAUGAAGACAUUAGAGCCUGAAUGGGCGUAAGUUGUUACUCUCAUGGGUAAAUAGUGAAAAAAAUGUAAUAAACACUGCCAAAACUUCUAAUGUAGAAGUUGUGUCAAAAUAUAGGAGCUUUAAAUCUGCGGCUGAAAUUAAUCCUUUCAGCUUGAUAAGCAUUGGAAACUAGACACUGACACUACUAACAGAGAAGCUUUUGUUUACUGAAGAUUAUGUUCUUUUUUUGAAGUUACUAAAAACUGGAAAUUCAAUUGCUACUUUUGUUGCACAGCUGUCACAAGUGCAGAAUGUAUAGUUAAGUACAUUGUUAAAUGCAUCUGCAUGUUGUGUUGUAAAUCUAGCUCAGGAAGCAAAGUAAUAAAAUUCAUGCACAAUUUUUGGACUUUAAUUGUUGUUGAUUUUUUUUUUCACAUAUUUCUGCUCUGUAUCUAAAAGCAUCAUUAUCUUUUAUGCUUUGAAUUAAAGAAGAAACCUUUCUUCCUUCUUGUUAAAUUUAUUUAUGCUUGGUUGCUGUCACUGAUGAAAGUCACAUGUUAUUUAGUUCCUUCAUUUGUUAAGGACUUAGUCAUUUCAAGCUGUGACCGAUGGGACUUGCUAUGCCUCUGAUGUACUCAAUUUAAAUCCCAUAGGUGAGAGGUUAGAAUGUUUUAUCUAGCAGUCAGUGAAUACCUUUCUUCAGGAUUUUCUUUCCUUACAUUUGAAAGAAAAUAGCAAAUUUAUUUCUUCCAGCUGGAUUUGAAAAGAAAGUACUGUUUUCAAGCAUUUUUACUAGCACAUUUUUCCUGGUAUUUGCACACCUAAAAAGAUAGCACAGAAAAAUAUCCACUGGAAUGUCUUACAUAUUAGGACCACAGAGGAUAUUCCCUGUCCAUAUAUGCCAGUAUGUUGUAGUGUCAGUUUUAUUCUAGGGCAGAAUAUGCAUUCGGCUUCUUAUAUCUAAGCAAGCAGUUGGUUACACCAAUACAGAGUGCCAGGACUUCUCCACUCAGUUCUGUACUGGCAAAUGAUGUUAGAAAACUUUCUCUUCCUAUUCUCAGACCUGUGAGCACAAAGGAAUGUGAUCCAGAACAUGAGGACAAACAGGUAGGGUGGUCCCCUCUGUUGUCUAAUCAGAGCCUACAAAGCAAGUACUUUGUCCUCUUCAGCAAUGAGAAGGCACAAACCGUACUCAUUAGUAUGCAGAGUAGGUUUUUGCACAAGAGUAGAACUUGGUUGUCUUGUUUGCCUUCAUCCUGACACAGAGCUCCUGUUGCACUUCCUACUUGGGCAAAACACUAAGGAAGCUCCAGGGCAGCAUGUGGUUAUUUGCAAAGUUGUUCACAUGAUAUUUCAGUUAUAGAAAGUAAUUAUCUCACUUCUCAAAGCCAUGCUGUUCAUAUGCCUGCCCAAAAGUUUCAAACAUAGAAGAUUUUCAAUUGAAGUUCAGAAGUAUGAAGUAAAGGAUGCAUUCCUGACAACGGCCAUCAAGUAAGUCGGGGGCAGCUUUUAAAAGCAAAAGAUCAGAGGAAAGAGAAAUUACUUAACACAGAAUUGCGACUGGUAAUUGUUCCUUUCUCUUAGAUACUCCUGUCUUUAUUGUCACAUAGAUGGAGGAGGCCUUUGACAACUGGAAAAGAGCCAAAAGACUGAGGAACUGCAGGUUGACCAGUUUUACUCAGGUAUUAAACAAAAUCAUGCCAUAUGUUCUCUUAGACUUUGUGUCUUACCACAUGAGGGAGGAAAAGGUGAUUGGGAGUUACCAGCACAGAAAAGUGAAUAAUGCUUCAUCCAUCUCAUCAUAUUUUGUGAUAAAUGCCUGGAUUUGAGGAUGUGGAGAAUGGGAUGUAACAGGCUGACUUCAGCAAGGCUUCCAGCACCUUCCCACAAUCUCCCUGUAGCCAAGCUGGUGUUGAGGUGGAGAUGUGUGCCCCACAAGAGCAGUAUCUAUCUCGUUGGGUGUUUAGGCUUAGAUGUGAUGGCCACUGGGUCAUAUCUGACUGGAGGCUGCUGCCCUGUGGGAUCCCAAAGGGUCUCCCCUGGAGUUUGACUUGUGCAAUGUCUCUAUCCAUGACCUGAGGAGGUGACCAAGGCCUUCAGGUUUGCAGGUGGUGCCAAGUCAGGGAUCGCUGUUCAACAUGCACAAGGGCGGGGCAGCUGUCCAUAGGGAUGAGGGUGGGAGGAAAGGAUGGGUUCCCCAUGUCCUUGGAGCUGCAGAAAAGGGCAGCCCUGCCUUGGGCUCGAAGCCACGAGACCAUGGGCAGCUCUGGGGAGAUGGCUCUGGGUCCUGGUGAGCUUAUGGCCCAGGAGGACAGCUGGGCAGUGGGGAUCACUCAGAGAAGGGCUCUAUUUCUCUGCCUGGAGGGUUCCCAGGCUUCACAGGAUAACAUCCUGGUCUGACCAUAGGGCUGAGCCUGCUCUGAGCAGGAAGAUGAAUGGAGACUCUCUGAGGUGCCUACCAGCACAAAGUGUGCUGUGGUGGCAGCCAUUUUUCCUUAGGCCAGAGAAAACAGGUGGGCAGUGACCUCUGGAGGGUAAGGGUCCAACCCCCUGUGUGGACCAGGCCAACUCCUGUCAACAUUGCUCAUAGAAUGGUCUGGUCUGUUCUGACCAGAACUUCAUUCCAAAAGCUUUGAGGUGGCCUUGGGUUCACCAGUAAAACUGGAGAUAUGCUGGUACAUGAAUCUCAAAAAGAAAAGUAUAGGUAUCAGGAAUACUUCAUCUCUAGGGUCUAGUGCACAUGUUAAAAUUAAUGGCAGCAUGUCCUCUAGUUGAAAGAUUGGGAUUAAUCAGGACUUUUUGUAGAAACAUCUCUCUAUAGCAAGGAAACAAAGACUUAAGAUAGAGAAAUUUACACAUCUAAGCAAGGGGGAGUAAGUAAAGUUCAUUUCUGGCUGAAUUUCAAAGUAAAAGUGUGAUUCUCAAAGGCAAAUAUCUGAAGCUUCAUCCCUAAUCUGUAUCUAACAAAAAGCCAAAAUAUUUGAAAAUGUACAACAGCCAGAGGCUAAUGGAUGCAACUUUGAGGUCAAUGCCAGUCUCUUCCAUUUAUAAAAUGGUCUCAUUAUAGAACCAGAGAGUGUCUUACAGCUUCAAUUAAAUAUGAUUAAUGGACAGACUUGUUGUUUUCAGUUGAAGCAGGAAUGUAAGAAAUUAAAGGUCAGGGAAAUUUGUACUGCAGCCUAUACACAAUAAUUCAAUAUUUUUUGCUGAAGUGUUAAGCUGACUGAUGAAACUGCAGUUUUGGCCUUCAACAUUCAUCCAUGAAAAUACAAAGCAGUUUGUCCUGUGUGUCUCAGGCUGCCUCUUCACUGGAGAUUAGUCCUGUGUCACUUCAUCACAUUCUGUGCCUUGCCUCUGUAACAGCAGUAUAUGAAAAUAGUUUCUGAUAACGUGGCAUCUGGAGGAAGGACCUUCUGGCAUUUUGGGUUUUUUUAGUAGCCAAAAGCCCCUCCACAGACAAAACACAAAUUGCACAAGGGACCUGGAUAAUAAGUAAUGACUAAUUAACUUUAUACCAGCUGUAUACCAGCUGUAUUCUCUGUUGGCAGAGAACUGGAUGCUGGCAGGACGAAGAACAUUUUGGGUUCAGUCUGCUUUUAGCAUCAUAACUGCCAAAGUCUGAAGCUUUCCCUUGAGGUUGAAGACUUGAGAGGCAGCUGAUGCAAACAUGAUUGACAUGUUUUUGAAUGAUGAUCACGCUAGAAGGAAAUGUGUAGGACAGCAAAGUUCUCAGUGAUCUAGGCAAUCGGAUAUACCAGCUUUUAAUUAAAUAACAAUGCAGGGUAUUAGCUUUGACUGUCACAGUGUUAAUUAUAGGUUUGAAGUCCAGUGAAACCCAUAAGCAUGCAAUUGCUGUCAAAUUACAUUUUUGUUAGUGUGCAGAUGCAAAGGUGCAAAGUGAUUCCCUCCCACACCACAUCUAAUGGACACCAUCCAGAUGAUGGGUUGUCCAAGGAGGGUCCCUUUAGCAUCCCAGUGUGUGGGGGCAUGCAGGUCAGCAUCACUGUCUGCCAAUAUUCAUGCUGUUGCUGAUAGGGGAUUUAUCUUCCUUUUUCUCUACCUGACUUCAUACUUUACUCCUCAUUUUUUAUUAUUUUAAGCUGACAUUUUUGCCAUCUUUGCAUCUUACUCCACCAAGCUCCUCUCAGCACCCCACACCUGAUUUUUUUUUUUUCCAUUAGUCCUAGUUUUGCUGCAUUCACACAUAAACGUGUUGUUUCUGAUACUGUUCACUUAGGCAGCUCUGGGCAUACGUGGCUUUUUUGGCCAUAUUGGACAUAUGUAACUUUACCAACAGUGAAGCUCAGUGUGAGUAGCUUUGCACUCAAAGCUGUCCAGCCAUUGUUCACUUCAGCCUGGUUGGACUUACUCCUAGACAUAAUUGCUUGACUUUAUCCUCCAUGCCCUUGGCUAGUUCAAACUGAGCAUGAGCAAGUUCUCCCUAUACACACCAACAGUUUACAUACCACAGAAGCAGAGUAACUUGUUUUUUCACACAUCUGCUGUGGUCUGUCACAGGUCUCCCAUAGGACCCUGGCUGCUGUAGGGCCACAUGUCCCACAGGACCUUUGGUAUGCCAAGGCCAAGAGGAUUGUGAGCUGCAGAAUUGGCAGGAAGCCGAGCUUUCAGUGCCAGGACCUCCAGGAUGGGGAAACACAGUCAUUAACAAGGUUCCUUAUAGGCAUAAAAGCAUGUGGUAGCAGUACAGCACUUCAUAAAACAAGGUUUUUGUUAUGGUUCAGGGAGUUGCAUGAUGCCAUCAUGUCUUGAUUGCAGUGCACUCAAGAUGGACAUAGAUGUUUGCAGUGGAUGGUUGCAGUGGAUGUUUGACUUCCUGUGACUCCAUCAAAUAAAAUUACUCGUAUAUUGAAGUGAAGGGAGAAGACCAUCCAAUUGAUGAGCAUCGACUCCGAUUUAUUGAUCAACCAGGCACCUUUUAUAAGUGUUAAUUCACUUCAUGCAUAUUGCAAAAUCUGAGCUCCAAAUAGGCUGUAGAGAAAACUUCAGCUCCUCCUUUUGUUUACAAUACCUGAAGUUUGUUUAUUGAAACCAAGAUCAGUGUUCUCACCAUGAUAUGAAAAGUUCUCAAAACCUUUAUAUCUGUUCCCAGAACGGCCAUCUGUUCCCAGAGCAGCCAAGGACGGAAUAUUGCCUGUUUUUGAGAAAACGGUCUGAGAAUCUUGUUGUUUAUAUAAAAGGUGGCUGAGAACCUUAAUUAUUUACAGAAUCAAGCCUGGGAACUGCUGCUUUACAGCAGCCUUUUAUUUUUCCCUUAGCUGAAUACCUUCAUGGCCUCUUUCUUUAAGCCAUGCUUGAACCAGUCUCUCCACACUCUUCAAUGCCAGCUAAUAGUUGCCAUGGUAGCUCUAUAAUUUGUGAAUUGUACUUUGGACCCUUUCACCCUCUCUCUAGUUCAACACAAAAAACAGCUAUAUUUUUAAACAUGUUUUAGGAUAGUUGCAGUGUUACUGAGCAUUGGGCUGAACUGUCUUUAUAGCUAUCUGUAUUUCAAGCAAGAUUUCCACAUAGAUAUAAAACUUACAUAAAUAAAGUGUAAACUGUGAAGAUGGAACAAAAAAAAAAAAAAAUGUUCCAGUCACCUUUCUGAUAAUGCAUUUAAGAAAAAAAAAUUAAAAACAUUCUUAGCUAAUAGACUUCAUUAACUUUUGGCAUGUCUCUUCAAACCAAUCACUGAAUUUUCAUUCACAUCUUUCCAUAUAUCAAUAGAUUUCUUUGUCCAUUUAUGAGCAAACCUACCACUCUGUUACGUGUGAAAAUAAAUGUCUGUCUGUUUAACUAUUCUUAUGGAUGUGGUGACAAUGUGAUGUCUUUAAUUAGUUCCAGAGAAGUGUCAGCUUGUAAAUGUACUUAUUACCAAUAAAAGGUAGCCAAAUCUAUAGCAUCACA
Molecule: messenger RNA, 9452 nt
Organism: Zonotrichia leucophrys gambelii
Lineage: Eukaryota; Metazoa; Chordata; Aves; Passeriformes; Passerellidae
Gene: C9orf72
Product: C9orf72-SMCR8 complex subunit
Exons: 11
Coding region: 113-1558 (481 amino acids)
Biological process (GO): endocytosis; autophagy
Cellular component (GO): autophagosome; endosome
Molecular function (GO): guanyl-nucleotide exchange factor activity
Source: RefSeq, a predicted model, not a curated record